AGUUUCCUAAUGAGUUUAUGGUCUCAAUCGCUCGUUUCAAGUCCUCUUCAAUACAGCUGCUGUUCAUUUUGUAAAUUAUGGCGCCAUUUAGAGUAAAAUAAACAAUAAAGCAGGGUAUGAUUGGGGCGUCGCUACGUUGUGACUGACAAGUCGUUACCACGGUGACAACGUUGGUUAGGCAACGUAACCAUGGCGUAACCCGCGAUUCACAGAGUAUACGCGUGAAAUAGCCGUCGCUAUUUCAGUGUGUUUUCAGCUCAGUAAUGUUACUUGUUAAAUAUUGGUCGUCCGGUAAGUAAGCCUGUUUUUUGCUAGGGAAAAUUAACAUUAGCAUUAGCACAGUUAACCAUAGAGCAGUCAUUUUCAAUAUUUCUUUCAAAAUUGUAGCUCUACAUACAAAACUCAUCACUCCAGGGAUACAACCAGGUUGAAAUGCUGGUUGAUCUGAAUGUGUUGAUGAUCGGUUACUGUCCUCUAGUGGUCACAGUGAGGAACUGCAACAGUACUGUUCAAAGAAGAAUGAGUCAUGUCACUGGAGGAGGUGGAGUUUGGGACUUGGAGAUAUGCUGUCUUGUGCUUGGGGACAGAAUGGGGUGGAGCCCCAGCAGAAGGGGGAGCCGUGGGCAGGGGCUGGGUGUAGGAAGGGAAAAGUUGGACUGGGUGGUUUCACAGGGAGCAGAGGCAUUUGAGUCAGGGCACACAUGCCUCAGCUGUGAGAGGCCCUACUCCCCUUGGCUGGCUGGCAUCCCAGAGCAGAGGCAGAGAGAGACAGAGGCAGAGAGGGCUGAGAGUGAGAGACCGAGGGCGAAGAGAAAGUUAAAGUGUUAAGUAGACUGGGAAGAGGCAAACAAGUGGCAGAGAAAGUUUUCUGCAAGAAAAGAAAAAGGAUCAGAGACUGUGUUGUGUGCAGCGUUGCUCCUGUAGGUAGUUUGUCAGUGGUGUAUUUUUAUCUGCAGCGAGUGUGCAAGUGGUUUGUAUUUGGAGUUGACAGCUAUGGCAGAUACAGGUGUCAAAGAGGAGCAUGUAGCCCUGGUAGAAGUGCCUUAUGAUGAUGAUGAGGUCGCCCUGGUGGGUGCUGCCACCGAGCCAGCGGUAGAUGAUCAUCACCAUACUGAGAAGGUGGACAUGCUACUGACCACUACCUCUGGAGACAAGAGUGAAGCUCAGAUGAAUGGGGUCAUGGUUCUGUCUCUACUGGACAAGAUUAUCGGGGUGGUAGACCAGAUCCAGCAGACCCAGAAUGGGCUUGAGGCCCGGCAGGAGGCGAUGGAGAAGUCAGUGUCAACCAUCCAAGGGGAGCUGGCUAAGUUGUCCAAGAAUCACGUCGGCACAGCCAACACCGUCAACAAAAUGCUGGAAAAGGUACGCAAGGUCAGCGUCAACGUCAAGACAGUGCGAAGCAACCUGGAGAAGCAGGCGGGCCAGAUCAAGAAGCUGGAGAGCAACGAAAACGAGCUGCUCAAGAGACGCAACUUCAAAGUCCUCAUCUACCAGGACCAAGUGAAGGCCCCAAAGGCAUCCAAACAGAAGACAGCACAGACGGUAGCUGAAGGUGGAUCCGUGGAAGGCCUUGAGCAGAUAGUUGAGGGAGAUGAGGGACAUCCUGUCAAUCUCAAUUCAGAUGAGGAGGUGGAGAUCGAGGAGAUUAUUGAAGAGUCUCGUACCAAGCGCUUCCAACGCACCACCAAGCAGCAAGUGGACAACAUAAAGAAAGCCUUCUCCAAAGAGAAAAUGGAGAAGACCAAACUGAAGACCAAGGAGAACUUGGAGAAGACCAAGCAGAGAACCCGUGAGAACCUGGAGAAGACAAGACAGAGAACCCGUGACAACUUGGAGAAAACUAAGCACAACCUGGAGAAGAAGAUUGGCAAGCUCGGGACCCGCAUGACCCCCAACAUGGAACGCAGGGCGAAGAUGAAGAGCUCCAAAGACAAGGUGAAGAAGUCCCUUACCCCUGACCACACGGUGUAUGCUCGCUCCAAGACCACUGUGUACCGCGUACCCCCCUUCACCUUCCAUGUUAAGAAGAUCCGAGAAGGGGAGGAGGAGGAGGUGAUCCAUACCACAGAGAUGGAGGAAGUGUCAGAGGCUGAGGGCCAGCCAGGGGGAGAGGAGAACGGGCUGGGUGUGCAUGUGGAGCUGGAGGAAGCGGAGCUGGUGCAUGUAGACAGCCCAGAGAUGGAGGCUCUGUUGGAGGUGACUGAGGACUCUCAGCUGGUCACGGUGGACGCAGACCACCUAAAGAAGGCCCAAAGCGAAUAGAGUGUCCCAGCUCUGCAGGGCUGUGAAAGAAGAGAAGAGAAGAAUGAAGAGGGAAAUGGAGUGUUGAUGAAUGAGUUUAAUCACAAGGACACAAUAUUAGUCGUGGGGACUUUCUAGACGUGAUCACAAUUUGUUUUCAGUUCUCUUUUUAUUGUAUCCAAAAGGGAUGCCUUUCAUAUUUGAUCCUCUUUAGCAUACAAAUAACAAAAACAAAACAAAAACAAAGCUCGCUUUUGAAACACACUGCAGCCUGCUUCUUUACUCAUGGCUGGCUAGACAUGCAGGUCUAGGAUAUUUGCUGUUUGUUAUUGGUUUGAUAAAUUGAGUGGCUAUAAGAACAAAAAAAAAGGUAUAAAUAGUCUUUGCUAUUGAGAUGUAAUGUAUAAAAUAAUAUCUGCCAUGUAUGAUAUGCACAUUAAUAAGUAUGGUAAAAGGAAGUUGUUGGCAAGAUUUAUGUUGUAAUGGAUGGUUUCAGUGUUGUAAUGUGCACAUGUGAAACUAAAAGAAAUGAAGACGUAAUAACGUUUAGGCCUUCCGAAGAAAUGAUGAGGAACAGAGGACAUUGGUCAGACGUUUCCAUGACUCGAUGUUUACAAAAACAUUACCCCUGUUGGCACAAAGAAUUAGGACAUAAAGCUUAUUUACUACCAAUUACUCAGCACUUCUGCCAAAUGUUACGAUGUAAUGUCUCUCACAUGACUGAAAUGUAAAUGACUGAAAAUAGCUGUUAAUGUCUGUUAAAUUAUAAAUUAUAUCAAGAAAUGAAAGGAGUAUUAAAAUAUUGUCAAAUUCAAUGGUAUUUAAACACUUAAAGAUUACACCACAGUAAUCGACUGAAGUUACUGUUGUCAACUUGUGCCAAUCAUUUAAAAUAAUGAUUUUUGAAGAAUAGGAAGAAAGUCAAUAUCCUGUAUGUACAUUUUUUUUUAUAGUACAGUGCUUUGAUAAAAAGAUAGUGACAAAAGUAAAUAUCUUUCUAUUCUGGGUCCUUAAUUGGUCAAAAUUUCAGCCAUAAUGUAAUGAAAAACUCAUAUCUAACAACAAUGAAAUUUUUUAUGUACAGUAACUUUUGCUGCGGUGUAUCUUUACAAUGCAUGCUUGUUAGCAUGCUCACAGUUUGAUCAUCAUUUACUGUAAUGUUUUGAUGUAUAUUCACCUUUUCAUAUCUUUUUGCAUCUGGGCACAUUGUACUCGCCAAGUUCCACAUAUCGCAACGCUGCACAGAGGAGAAGAAAAAUGACUGUGUCACCAUGGUCACAGCUCAUCACAGUACAUUUGCACAUCCCUAUUAAAUUUUCCCCAAGGUAAUUGCAGGCAGAAAAAUGAUGGUCUGAAGAGCAAGAUGACAGUUUAAUGACUGACUGUGUAACAUGUGGAGAUGCAAAUGUCAUCCUAAAUGCAGCUGGAGAAAGACAGCAGACUGCCAGGUACUAUGAAUGGUGUGGCACUUUACUAAAUGUCAGAACACCAGAACAGCAUGAUCCAGUCCACAAACGUUUUUACAGAGACCGGGUGCAAUCUUGUGUACUUCCUCUGAAUUAUAGGAGGAAUGUCCACACUGAUGAUAAAAAGCUGCCUCACCAUGAUUUCAUAAAAUGUUUUUAUCAUUGGAAGUUAGAGAAGACGAUCAUAGAGGAUUAGAGGAUGAUUGGAUAGCAAUCAGUCUGAGUCUAACUGACAAAGGCAAUGUUCAAUCAUUGCCAAUUUUCAUACAUGUAAGGGAAGCACACAGAGCUCAGGACAGGAAGAAGGUGAGCAUACGGCGUCCAUUUUCCUCCCUAGAGACUGUGUGUGACCUUGAUGUGGUUUAGGCAUGCAGAAGCCCAGUGUGAAGCAUGGAAAACCAUUAAGAUAAUCAAUGGGCUGGGGAAUGCAAUUAAGGAGAGUGCUCCCUCUGAGCACAGAGCAGGGUAGAGAACAGUGGGGAUUGAGAAAAAAAGUGUGUGUAUGUGUGUGUGUGUUUGUGAGGUCUACAGUGUGUGCAUAUCAUAUACCCACACUGAUAUUUUGGUGAAACUGCAAGUUAAUAUUAAGAAAUCCACUGCAGACUUGUGUCAUCACAUAGACAUAUAAUUAUAACAGAAAUGUUGUUGUUGUUUUUUUUAUUGAAUUUUAGACAAAAAAUAUCUACAUUGUCUUGCACACCAAACAUUGAAACACUUGUAAGAUAUUGGUCCCUGUGUGUGUGUGUAUGUGUGUGUGUGUUUUUGCCAUCAUGUACAUUUUGCCCUGUUUUAAGCUACUGGUUUAUAAAAAACUGACCCAGCCUGCUAUAAGCAUAAGGUAGUUCAUGCAAAGUUUAUGUAGAGACAUUCUUAUCAAAAGAAUAAAUAAAAAAGAAAGAUUAGUCACACUUCUGCAACACAAGAUGUGACACAUAAUUGCUCUUGGUGUUUAUGAUUCAUACUCAAAUAAUGAAACUUGUAUUUUCUGUUGUGUUUAAAAGGCAUAUUUUGCCUAACCACUUCAAUAUAAAUAAAAGCUUGCUGAUUAAUAUA
Messenger RNA from Thunnus maccoyii (southern bluefin tuna), 4760 nucleotides. RefSeq names its product caveolae associated protein 1a (gene cavin1a). The transcript has 4 exons. The coding region runs from base 994 to 2262 and encodes 422 amino acids. Gene Ontology annotation, molecular function: rRNA primary transcript binding. Gene Ontology annotation, biological process: termination of RNA polymerase I transcription; transcription initiation at RNA polymerase I promoter. Gene Ontology annotation, cellular component: caveola; cytoplasm. The record is from RefSeq and is a predicted model, not a curated record. NCBI's taxonomy places the organism in Eukaryota, Metazoa, Chordata, Actinopteri, Scombriformes, Scombridae.